AUGUCAUCAGCGACCGGCAACAGGAAUGAAUCCACUUUGGGCAGCAGUUUGAGUGCCACAACGACAACAACAACAGCCGAAAUCAAGUCUGAGUUUGUGGAGUCGGUCAAUGACACUGCCAGUGUACUUCAGCAGGGGCAGACUAACUCGGCUUCCAAUAUCUCUUCCUCCUCUUCGACCACCAUUGCCGACUACCACGUUCCACCGGCCGAUUCAGGUCAGCAGCAGCAGCAACAUCAGCAGCAAAACGCCUAUGCCCCAGCAGCAAAGGAGCCCUCCCCGGAGAGUCGCGUCGAGCAGGCCGACUCGACGACAAAUUCAAUUCACCCUUCCGAUCACUCACUUGAUCUCGACUAUCUUCUCAACUUUGACGACCUAAAUGAUGUGCUCGGAUGUGAGGAUGAGGAGUCGGCAGAGACGGCAACGACUACGACAGCAACAGAAAUCAUUGAGAAUGGUUUGACUGCAAGGACGAACCUGAUGCAGCAGCAUCAAAUGCUGGAGCACCACCAUCACCACCAUCAUCACCAACAACAGCACCAACAGCAUCAUCAGCCAAUGGACUUUGAAGACAGUGCGAACAAUAGUGAAAAGUCGAUGAUGACAACGACGACGACGACGACAACGAUGAAUGGCGACAGUAGUGGUGGUGGCGGCCACCAAAUGAUCGAUUUCAAUGACAACUGGUUUCAUUUGGAGGAGAGCUUCAGCUCAUUUGGUCAGCCGCAGCAGCAGCAGCAGCAGUCAAAUCAAAUGAUGCAUAUGGUGCAGACCAAUAUGGUUGAGAACGGCGGUGGAAAUGGUCAGCAUAUGAUGGAAAGCGAGCACAUGGAAAGUGGUGGUGGUGGUGGUGGUGGUGAUCUGCUGAACGCCUCAGACAGCGCCUUCCUCGAGACCAUCAAUCAGAUCUUUGAGCAGAGCUUUCCUCAGCUGUCGUCGUCAACUGCGACGACCUCGACGACCACGAUGACCACGACGAUUG
Messenger RNA from Rhagoletis zephyria (snowberry fruit fly), 982 nucleotides. The record is from RefSeq and is a predicted model, not a curated record. NCBI's taxonomy places the organism in Eukaryota, Metazoa, Arthropoda, Insecta, Diptera, Tephritidae.